Messenger RNA from Aspergillus piperis CBS 112811, 801 nucleotides. RefSeq lists its product as uncharacterized. Bases 90 to 650 code for a protein of 186 amino acids. The transcript has 3 exons. NCBI's taxonomy places the organism in Eukaryota, Fungi, Ascomycota, Eurotiomycetes, Eurotiales, Aspergillaceae. The record is from RefSeq and is a predicted model, not a curated record.
GCCAUUCACUCUACCCCAUAAAUCACAUUUGCAACGAACAACAAGCUCUAGUGAGGGCUUAGCAUUGUGCCAGAUACUCAACAACAAUCAUGUCUGCGACAGGGGGCCAACCACCGACCGUCAUCUCGGCAACCCAAACACCAGAAGAAGAGGCCAAUCUCAAUAUCGCAAAAGAAUACAUGUCAAUUGCCUACUCGCCAACCCAGAAUAAAGGUGCCGAGUCCGUUCGCCACCUGUGCACCCCGGACAGCUGGUUUUGGAGUCCCUCUACUUUUCCUGGUUGUUCCACGCCGAUGGACUACGCAGAAUCGCACGCCCAUGUCAUGGCGUCGGUCAAUGAUCUGCAUAUAGUCCGGUAUGACCAGGCGUGGGCAAAGGAUGGACAUGUGCUACUGCGAUAUACGGCUGAAGGAUCGCAUGCGGGGAAGCCGUAUAAAGGAAUUGAGAGAUCGGAUCCACCUCGGAAAGCGAGAUGGAGCGCUGCUGCUAUCUUUGAGGUUCAAGAUGGCAAGAUCAAAAGCUUCACGAAGGAUUGGGACCAGAAGGUGAUGCAGAUCCAGCUUGGGUGGGCGCCGGUGCAAGAAUCGGAUGAUCCGAGGUGGAAUCGAGGAAUGUUGGCCGACCCGGAGAAAGCCAGGAAGGCCAAAUAGUAUGAAUCUUCCCUGGUGCAUUUAUGGGAUGCGACUUUGUCUAUCUUGUGCGUUCGUCAAUAUUCUGUCUGUGAAUUUCUCAGUUUUAGUCUACUAGCCUGUGUACGAUCAAAUUGGACAUGAAGGGAAUAAUUAAAUGGCGCUUUUAGUA